AUGCAAACAUACCUCGGCGGCAAGGUACUCGAGGACAGCAGCCAUGUAAACCGGCGCGCCGGUGCCCACCCGUUGCGAGUACCGCCCCUUCUUCAGGUACCGGCCGAUCCUGCCGACCGGAAACUGGAGACCGGCUUUCACGGAGCGGGAAACCGGUUUCUUUUUCGGGCCGCCGCCCUUCCUCCCGCCGGCUCCCUUCUUCACUUUUCCUCCUCCGGUUUCCAUUUUCUUCUGCUAUGCAAAGCUUUGACUGCAACUGAGCAAAGAGAUUUGGGGGUGGAUCAAAAGUUGAGAUUUUUGAACGGAAUUAAUGCUGUUGGAGGUUUAAAUACUCGCAGAGUUAAAAGGAUGGGGUGGAAAAUGGGGAAGAGGAUGAAAUUCAGAGCGUUGGAUUUGAAGUUAUCGACGGUGAGAAAGGGGCUGGCACCUAUCCGCGUCGUUUUCUCGUAA
This is a messenger RNA of Striga asiatica, 450 nucleotides long. The record is from the annotation of a GenBank genome assembly. Lineage: Eukaryota; Viridiplantae; Streptophyta; Magnoliopsida; Lamiales; Orobanchaceae.